AUGUCACAAGAUGAAUGCAAAAAAUAUUUGAGAUUUCUAGAACUUGAUGCUUAUGCAAAAAUAGUAUCAGCUUUAAGAGCUCAAGGUCCAUUAACCGAAGUAAAACAAAAGUUAUUAGAAAAUUUAGCUACAGUUCUUCAUAUAUCUAAUGACCGGCAUCAGGCAGAAAUUCGAAGGGCUGUAAACGAUGAUAAACUGUCAAUAAUAGCAGAGAAAUUAUUUGGACCAAAUACUGAUACUGAAUGGACUGUGGAAGGUCGUAGAAUAAUUCCUCUUUUGACUAGAUUAAAAGGUCGUACAGCAUUUACAACAUUUGCUAACAGUUUGUCAUUAACUACUGGUAUUGCUAAUGAAAGACAGCCACAGUUUCAAAGACAAAAAGAUGUAAAAUUUGAAAGUGAAUCUUAUUAUGAUUCUAAAUUUGGCAAGAAAAUAUUGAAUAAUGAAGGUGAGAAUUCAUUUACAUCUAGAAAAAGGAAGAGAUUAUCUCAAGAGAUUUCAGCUUUAAAUAAUGGUAUAUAUACACAUCCAAGUACAAGUGACAAUAAAAUUAGUAUAAAAAUUUUAAAUAGUACAAAAUCAUUUUCACCAACACGGUUGAUUAUGGAUCAGUGUACAACAAACAGACAAAAGAUAGAAAAUAAUAAAUUAGACCAAUGUCGUAAACAUCAAAAUAGAGAUAUUCGAAAAUUGUCUUAACUGCAAACUUUAUUAUUAGUCAUUUGUAAAGUAACUAUGUAUUUAAUUAAAUAGGAGGUUUUUUAA
Messenger RNA from Ceratosolen solmsi marchali, 765 nucleotides. RefSeq names its product protein EMSY. The record is from RefSeq and is a predicted model, not a curated record. Gene Ontology annotation, cellular component: nucleoplasm. Gene Ontology annotation, biological process: regulation of DNA-templated transcription. The transcript has 6 exons. The coding region runs from base 1 to 699 and encodes 232 amino acids. Lineage: Eukaryota; Metazoa; Arthropoda; Insecta; Hymenoptera; Agaonidae.